Hyaloperonospora brassicae is the source of this 1929-nucleotide messenger RNA. NCBI's taxonomy places the organism in Eukaryota, Oomycota, Peronosporomycetes, Peronosporales, Peronosporaceae. The record is from the annotation of a GenBank genome assembly.
AUGACAAAACGCGACGCCACUGCCGCCGGCCGCUUCGCACCGCCCAAAGUCCUCUUGCAGCUCGGCGACUGGAUCGACGUGCUGGACGGUGACGGCGUGUGGAACGUCGCGCGCGUGAUCGACGUCCGGUCGUCGAAAGAGGUGAAGAUCACGUACGACGGCUGGCCAAAAGACUAUGACGAGGUCGUGUUGAUCGACAGUGACCGCGUGGCGCCGUACCAUACGUUCACGUGGAGCGUCAAGUGCUGGGUCAAGUAUCUCAAUUGGCCACUGUGGCCCUCUCUCAUCACAGUGCGAACUCCUGGAACAGUAGCAGGCAUCAGGAACCUUGAAGUGGAAGAUCGGAUCUAUGUCGACUUUUUGGACAAUACUGCGUUUGGUAAACGCGACAGGUGUUGGCAAAAGGUAUCACAAAUACGGGCUUUUGGCGAUAACUUUGACAGGAAGCGCGCGAAAUCGACGGGCGCGAAUUUUGAAAAAGCCCUGGCACGCGUGUUGCAAUCCGAUGCGUCUUCGGAGAUGCCCGAGUUUGCUAUUGGCACGCUGCCUGUGAAAUAUAAGUCCAGCCCGGCGCAGUGCGUUGAGGCAUUACGAAAAAGUAUGGGUGAUGAGCUGUGGUUUCAGCAUUUCACUUAUAGCAGAAAGCAUCACGCGAAGACUUACGUCUACGACACGAGUAGAGAGAAAGUAAACGACAAAGGAAGUCAUGUGUCACCGGCACUGAAUGUCAGGCGCUUGGAUCUGUCAGCAGCGAAGGAAGGGAAAUGCCAAGCGAUGAUGAGCGAAAAAAAGAGCUUGGCUGGCACAAAGUUACUGCACGAGCUGGAAGUGGUCGAUAUCAGUGAUGGCUCUGAGGUCGGAGAUAAACAUGUGAUCGAUUGGCAAGCGAGCGGGACUUUGCAACAAAAACGGCAAUCGGAUGGCUCGCCUGGGCCAACAAAAGCAAAACGACAAAAAGCCAAGCCUUUCGCACCAAUUCACGCGAGUAAACCCUCGAACUCAGUUGCAGAUAUUGCCGUUGAGGAACGCAAAGCAGGCUACGUCAAAGGACAGACUAAAAUGGCUGCAAAACGGAGCAUUCGACCUAAUAAGGAAAGCGUCGUCUCGGCGCUGCUCAAUUUAUCAUCUACCCAUGAAGGUGUUGUUUCGUAUCAUAGCGAGGAACGCGACGUUAAUCGAUCGCCCACGUUCGUUCAAUCGAGAACGGACUCAGAGCGUUCUGCUGCUGAGCACCUUGCCAAGCGGGCACGACUGAAUGACCCAACUACGUUGACCGGCCGCAGCUCUGUGAAAGCUUCGAAGCAAGUCAAGAUGAAGAAGCGUCAAACCCCCGCAAAUAAGAAGAAGCAGGACGAUGUCCGAGCAGAAGGACAAUACGUAGCUUCUGCGGAUGUCCCGAGACAUGGUCAAUGGACUGAGCUGAAUGGUUGCAGACUGCAUGGCGCUUCGCAGACAAUCCCUUCGAACGACAAUCACAAAGAGUCGUCUCAUGCACGACAGCCGAAUGAGAUUCCAUCACGAAGAGACGAUGAAGUGUUUGUGUCUUCGAUGUUGUCGAAAAUGCACGUACUCUACGAAGGUGACGAAGUAGAUACCGUUGAUAAAAACCGUUUGCCGCUGUUUGAUGGAUCCCCGCACAGCGACCGUAACCAAGAGCUACGUGGCCGGUUCUGCGUGAUGCACGCAGAUCACAAAGAUGGCACCAAGAAAGCAAAAUGCUCAAACAAGACUGUCAUCAGCAUACCAAGAAGAUUUAAGGAAAAUCCAGCUCGUCAAAAGUCCUAUUGCGGCGCUAGCUCGUCGGCACUGUCCGGACCUCGCUGUUCGUAUUACGAUCCGGCAUUAGCUGCGCCUACACCAGUUUUCAGCUCCAGCAAUUCAUUUUCGAUGAAGUCAUGGUUCAAGCGACUUGACAGUAGGUUUUCUUAG